AAUGAAUUGAUAAGCACAUGUAUGUCUGUGACUUUAUUUAUGUGUGUGUGUGUGCAUGCUAACCAGCACAGUUUUGAGCACAUAUAGAAAAACUUGAUCUAUUUGUUGAACAUAUAUAUGUAUAUAUAUAUGCAUGCAAGCGAGUGACAUUACUGUCAUUUAGUAAAAACUGAAUAUCUCACAAUCUACUCAACUAUCAAACGUUUAACCCUUAACAUUUAACUUUUGAAUUUUAAAUUUUCCGCCGUAUUUAUUUGUUUUUUUUUACUAUUCUAUUUUCCCGCGCAAUAUGACUGAUAGUGUAAUAUCCGUAUCAAAAUCUGCAUCUUCACCAACAAAUUCACUGAAUUUAGGUACAAAUUUUAAAUAUCAAGUGUUUAGUGAUAAUACUGAAAAUAUUACCAUUGUGAACACAUCAGAUACACAAGAUGAUAAUGGUAAAAAAAGUUACUUAUUUGAACGUGUUAAUAAUCUUAAAACAACAAUGGUCGAUUCAAUCCAACAUCGAAUAUCUGUUCGUAGAAGUAAUCAAAUCUCUGAUGCCUUUAAGCGUUUUCAAGUGCUAUUUUCUAUUAUUGGACCAAUUCUACUCUUUAUUUUGUUUAUAUUAGUAGUAGUUUAUUGGAAACGUGAACAAAAUGAAAAAUGGUUUAAUCGUAAUCAAUGUUAUAGUAAAGAAUGUCUCCUCUCUUCAAGUUCUAUUGUAUCACAUAUGAAUACAUCAGUAUCACCAUGUGAAAAUUUUUAUGAAUAUGCUUGUGGUUCUUACUAUACUCCAUUUCAUCCUGAUCAAGAUGCUGAACAACCAGCAGUUCAAGCACAUCGUGUUAUCUCUGGUGCAUUUGGUAAAGAUACAAUACAAGAUUAUUUUAAAAGCGGUCGAAAUCGACGUCUGCUACGAUUUGAUCGACCUAUGAUUGAACAUCUCUCUGAAGUGAAUGUUCACGCUAUCAUUCAUUCAUUACGUAAUAUUUAUCAAAAUUCAUAUGGCGAAAGAAAUUCUGCCAAGUUUAAAGUAGCACAAUUUUUUGACUCGUGUGCAUCAACAACAAUAAGAAAUUGGCUUGGUGCACAUCCAUUGAUAAAAAAGGCGGCACCAAUUAUUGGUGGCAUUUGGUUAUUGGAUAGAAAUGCCACAAAUGAAACUGGUGCUGGUCUUGUCAAUCAGACAACAGCUUGGCCAAAACGUUUAUUUUGGGAUUCAACACUGUCGGAUAAAUUCCAUGUAGAAAAGAAUUGGUCAUGGAUGGAUUCGAUUAAAAAAUUACAAGUUGAAUUAAAUAUCCCAACAUUUGCUGACUUUUUACUUCAUACAAGUCCAGUUAGUAAACCACGAUUAUAUCUGGUACCAGAUUCAGGAGCAAGCGGAUAUCUAUCCAAAUAUAAAAUUAAUACCUAUGUAAAAAGUAUUCUAGAAGUUUUAGCCAAAGAUGCUGGUAUACCAUAUGGGAAUGAAGAAUAUAAAGAAAGAAUACGUAUAUUUACAGAUGAUUUAAAACUUGUUGCAAGUGAAUUAAAUAAGCUUUAUCAAAGUACAACACCAUCGAAAUGGUCGAAGAAAGCAAAACUUAGUGAAUUAAACGUCAAUGGAAAUUCUUACGAUUGGUCCGGUCUACUGAGUGCUUAUUUCGAUGAGACAUAUGUCAACUUUAAUGCAGACUAUGAAAUUUAUACACGUUAUCUGGAUUAUUUACAAAAAAUUCCAAUAUUUAUAGGAGUAUUAGAAAGAAAUUAUACAAAACCUGUGGCUGAUAGAAUCAUGAAUAACUAUAUGCUAUGGAGUGUUCUAGACUCAUAUGCCUGGCAUUUAUCCUAUGAGUAUUAUAUGCUCCACCUAUCCUACUAUUAUUAUACAGAGCAUGUUAUGGAGUUGGAAUGCUUUUUUGUAACUCAUGAAUUAUUCGAUACUGUUCUUGGUGCUAUCUACGUUGAAAAACAUUCACAUAAUGAGACAGAAAAAGAGGUUGAAAAGAUUACAAACUAUCUAAGAAAAAGUUUAAAGGGCCAUUUAAAACAAAUUCCAUGGAUGGAUGAACAAACAAAGAAAGAUGUUGACGACAGAAUAACUAAAAUGAAAAUUCUAUUCAAAGUACCCGAAAUUAUGCGUAAUGACAAAAAGUUGAAUUAUGCAUACAGAACGCUUAAAACUUCCUACAAUUAUCUAAAUAAUUUAUUCUCAGCUGUUCAAUACAUUCGUGGAGUUUAUAAUCGUUUAUUAUCUGGUGUGACUGAAACUAGUGAAGAGAAUUGGAGUUCUAGAGAUAUUAUGGCCUAUGAUACACAUGUCGCACUACAUUUACAACUCGAUGAAGUCUUUAUCCCACCUGGAAUGCUUCAACUGCCUAUUUAUCAUCAUAAUUUACCAGCUGCAUUUAAUUUUGGUGGAAUGGGAAGUUUAAUUGGUACAGCUAUUGGUAUAUUAGUUGGAGAAUAUGGGGCAUAUAUGCGUAAAAAUGGAGAAAUUCAAGCAGUCUGGUCAUCUGAUACAAUUCGUAUGUAUAAAGAACAGAAAAAGUGUGUUCAUGAUCAAGUCUAUAAUGCAUCAAAGUAUUAUUUUAAUUUCUCUGAUUUGAUGAUGGCGACAAUCGAAGACGAUAUGAAGAGGGUAACACGUGCAACUAUACAUGAAGCAUCCGGGCUAGAUAUAGCCAGAUAUGCUUUUGAAGACUGGAUCAAGGAUUCACCCGAUGAAAAAUAUUUACGUCAUUUACCCGGUGUCACAUUCAAUCCAAAACAGUUAUUUUAUUUAACAUACGCACAAACAUUCUGUCACAGCAUGGAUAUGUGGGAUGAAUAUUACCAGCUGGUGGCGACAACACCGCAACCGCCAUAUGAAGUACUAGUAAAUCAUAUCAUGAAUGAACUGCCUGAUUUUGCCACAACAUUCAACUGUCCAGUUGGUUCUCCAAUGAAUCCUAAACAACGUUGUCGUGCUGUCUUAUAAAAAUUGAUACCAUUCCCCGGUAUUCUUUUGGUUAUUUUUAAACUGUUUUUUCUUCUUACAACGAGACAUAAAACAAACAUUGGAAACAUUGAACCUCCUUUCUGUUUGUUUGGUUAUUUUAAAACUCUAUCAUCCAUUAAGGCACAAGGUCAUCAAACAAACACGUAACCAUAUACAGACUCGCAUGUCACUGAAUCACUUUUAACAAAUAUCAAAGUCUUCUUUCAUCAAAAUUAAAAUUAUGUAAUGUGUAAUUCAAUAUGCAUAUAUAUACCUCAUUCAAAAAAAUAAAAAAUGAAGUUUAUAGAUGAUUUAAAAUUUGAUUAUUAUUAUUAUUACACAUACUACUUAUAUACUCUUGUUUAUAUAUUACCUCAUUCCCGGCCCCCUCAAACCUCCCGCCUUCUUGUAUUCAUCAAUUUCAUAAUUAUUUUCCAAUAUAAACAAUAUUCUGUCAUGA
Molecule: messenger RNA, 3404 nt
Organism: Trichobilharzia regenti
Lineage: Eukaryota; Metazoa; Platyhelminthes; Trematoda; Strigeidida; Schistosomatidae
Source: the annotation of a GenBank genome assembly